UAAAUAAAUAAAUAAAUAAAUAAAUAAAUAAUUAAAAAAUACGUAACGGCUUGAUAGAAUUUGUACUAUUUUCUCGUCGCUGUAUUCGUAAAAACUCGAGGGUGUAGAAAUGAUGUUGUUUAAGUCUAAUUCUUGUUUUGUAGCCGUAAGUUUACCUAAGCUAUAUUUCAGCCAAGUGUCCGAAAUUUGCCUGAAAUCAGAUAAAAAGUGUACGAAAAUAAAACCUUCGAGAUAAAACGUUCUAAAUUUUGUGCAAGUAAUGUUGUACAAGUUCGAAACGGUACGAAAGAGCGAAAGUACGGUUAAUUUUAUUGUAAACACCUGUCAUCCAUCCCCAAUUUUUCGUAAAAUAAAUGCGUUUUACGGAGAGUUGACAUGAAAAAAUUGCUAAAGCUGAGCAACAGAGUCCAUUUGUUCUUAACUGAUACUUCAUCACUAACAACAGAAACAAGACAAAGAAAGCCUUCCGCAAAAGUCACAUCAAGUAAUUUUCAGCAAGGCAAGACAUCUCCUUUACCACGAAUGACAUCUUUCACCUCAGCUGCAGCCACAAACAGUAUGAGUGAAGCACCAAGAAUCAUGUCCACUGUGAGCGGGUUUAGAAUGGCCAGCAGUGUAGCAGACGUGGCAGUAAUUGCAAAUCUUGUACCUAAUAGAGAAUCCAAAUGGUCUCGAUGGAGUUCAUGGACUGACUGCACUAAAACAUGCGGUACUGGAACACGUCAGCGGAAAAGAACAUGUCAAGCCAUUAAUCAAAGAGCAGUUUUCGCUCCAAUAUCUUGCGCUGGAAAAUCUCAGCAAGUCAAGUCAUGCGCAGAAUGGAGUUGCCCAGAUUGCUCUAAAAACUGUACCACUGGAACACUGAAUGCGGCUUGCGAUGCAUGCACUUGUGCUCAUCAUAUCCUCACUGGCAGAAUCUUGACAGAAAGUGACGUACCACUCUCAGAGGUAAACAUAUCAUUGGCAGAGACACCGUACAAUGUUCUGGUGCAAACAAAUGUCAGUGGCUACUUUUCUACUCGUGGAGUCUGCGCAGAUGAUCAGCAAGAGCUGCUCAUAACAAAGGCGGGGUUUGUUCCUGUGAAACUAAGAGCUAAUGUUUUGACGCCGACGAGGGCUACAAUUACAGCAAAAAUGGAAAUUGCAGUUGCGCCAUUUGUAACAGUUCAUCCGGAAAGCAAGAUACGGAUGUCUGGCCAAAGCGUUACAUUUUGUUGCGAUGGGGAAGGGAAUCCCCCACCGGAGAUUGAGUGGUUUAAAGAAAAUAACGUCAUCGACAAGGAUUUGUAUAAUUACGACAAAGAUCUUGAAAUUCCUGACGUGACGGCCCUGAAUGGAAGUUUCCGUUGUCGAGUAGUAAACCAAUUUGGUUCUGAAUUUUCAACCGCUGCUGAGUUGACAGUAUUCGAAAAAUCUGAGGACUCGUGCUCUUCGACACCUAAAUCCAAGAACGAGACCCUGCCUGACGGUUGUGUUCUCAAUGGUACAAACACCACUACCGUGGACGUCGGGAAAUGUGAGCCAGUCGCAUGUGUGAAGGGGAAUUCAAGCUUCAAUUCUUCUUGCACAGACUCUUCCUUGUGCUGUGGGCCUCGCUCUUUUGAAACAGCUCUAGUUCAGUGUGGGUCCCUCAUGUCGUUUGAUCUCUCCGUAGUUAAAUCGUGUGGGUGUGGAGAUUGCUUAGAAAAACAAACGGUGAUAGAAGGUACUGCCGUAGGUCAAGAUGACAGCGCGGCCAUGCUAGUGAAAUUAUUCCUUGCUGGACAACUGGUUGCUAUGACCGAUGCAAAUGGUGACUUCUCUUUUGCUGUUCCGAAAAAUACGAGAAGAGCAAUAGUGACUUUUAAAGAUCAGAUCGUCAAAAAAUUUGAAGAAGAAGAUAAAAUUUUUGUCUUAAAUGAAGGACAGACAGUGAAAUUUCGAGUGAAACUAAGAGAGAAACCAAAGCCUAUCACUUUCAAUGCCUCUGAGCCAUUAGACGUGCCAUUAGGUGGUGAUUCAGAUAGCUUCGCAGACCUUGAACUACCGGAAAAUGCCCUCUUGACUGAAGAUGGUUCCGUUUUCAGUGGAAAUGCAAAGGCCUCAGUCAGUGUUACUGAUCCUCGUAACCAGUCUGAUAUUUUAUCAGCUCCGGGAGAUUUUAGUACCAUGAAUGAAGAUGGCGAGGAGGAAAUUCUUGAAACUUACGGUAUGAUGAAGCUCAGUCUGGAAGAUGACAAUGGAAAACCCCUAGUUAUGUCUAAACCCAUGAAAGUGUACUUAGAUCCUGAAAAACUCAACUUGACUGUAUCUGAUGGGAAUGUCUCUGUAAAACUUUACUGGCUUGACAGGAAAACUGGACGUUGGAGGUCGGUCGGUGAUUUUGCUCUUGAAGAUGGGAGCAAAAGAAGACGAAAGCGCUCCGAUCAUCGAGUAUUUCUUGCAGGAACCGUGACACCAGCCAUAGCAAAGGCGAAUCUCAACUUUGACAAGCCAGACUACAGAGUCGGUUUAAGAGUAACAACUAAACCAGCAGAAGAUGACGUCAUAAUAACAGCCAUUCGCAAAGAUCACAAAGGGUAUGUGGAGCGCAUAACAAAGAAUGGUGUCAUCUGCAUGCCGAUAUGGAAAGACAAGGAUUAUUACCUUCAAGCCGAAAAGAACUUCAAGUAUUACGAUCCAGAUCCCGCUCUUAAGCCCUUUAAGAGCACUUUUCGACAUGUCAAAGGCGAUGUAAAAGACGUUGAGGGCAAGGGUAAAACUAUUAGCUCAUUUGAAUUUUCUAGCAGUCUGGUGAACCCAAGAGGGCCGAUUUACUUUGACGAUGGAGAGGGUGGCAACGAAAGGAACAUGUGUGAAAAGUCUCUGAAUUCCGCGCAAUCCCAAGUGAAGGGUAGGCAGUUUGUAUUUAUACCACCCUCCCUUGGUCCAGCGGAAUACCAAUUGCUCGGUAUAGACGUCGACGAGAAUACGGAUUGGAAUAAACUAAAUCGCGUUGACUUGGGCUUUGACAGUUGUUUUAUUAAAGUCAAUAUAACCGGCAAAAAGGUUCUGUUUAUGGCAGCUAGCUAUGACAAAAAAGUGCCAACUGCAAAAGACCCAAAUAAACCGAACAGUAGACAACCUUAUAGGAAAGGCUUUCAUAUCAAGAUGGCAAGAGCAUCAACAGUCAGCGCCGAAUCAGGCAACGCGGUUUGUCUUCAGUUCAGGUGUCCGAGAAAGAUAGGCGACAACUACGAUCACACCUUCCUUCUUUUAACACCAAUGAUCUCAACCUCAGCAGCUACUUGCAAGUUUGUCAAGAUGGAUAGUACUUUGGGGGGCGCACAAUCAAAGUGUGGUACUCUCCCUACUGCCGAGGGCGACGAAAAGUGGAUAUGUAUCCCUUCCGACAAAAAUGAUGAUAAGCUUUCUACUUACCGAGGACGAGGAACUGUAGGUGAGGCCAAAUGUCUGAGGAGUGAUCCAAGUUUUAAAGGUACUAAUACAUCGGUUGUAAAGCCCACAGAAGCUUCCGUGGACUAUGAUUGCAGGUAUGAACAAUAA
Molecule: messenger RNA, 3525 nt
Organism: Orbicella faveolata
Lineage: Eukaryota; Metazoa; Cnidaria; Anthozoa; Scleractinia; Merulinidae
Product: cartilage intermediate layer protein 1-like
Source: RefSeq, a predicted model, not a curated record